AUAUGAACAGAGCCGGGCAGAGCCCGCAGCAGCACCACUGGUUAGGCCACGGCUCCCCAGCUCCGUGGGAGCAGAUUGAAGCGUUUGCUUCUCUCACCAACCCCACUGUGACUUCCCAGUGCUUUGGGAGCCACGGCUCCCGCACCAACAGGUUUUGAAGGAUUGGCAUUGCUGCUGCGUCCGGGAGCAGCUCAGCAGACGCUGUUUUCCUCUUUUCUCUUCCUGCUCCAUUUCCUACGAUGGGUUUGUUGCAAAAGAUUCUCAUCCCCGUUUUGGGACUGGUUUUGGCCUUCUGUUUUUAUUCGUCGAGGGAGAAUUUCAAACCUGAGAUGCUGAAAGGGAAGCGUGUGAUCGUCACGGGAGCGAGCACCGGCAUCGGGGAGCAGAUGGUGUAUCACCUGGCACGGAUGGGAGCCCACGUCCUGGUCACGGCGCGGACGGAGGCAAAGCUGCAGCAAGUGGUGGAGCGGUGCCGGGCGCUGGGGGCCAGCUCAGCACGGCUGGUCAGCGGCAGCAUGGAGGACAUGGCCACCACCCGGCAGCUGGUGGAGGUGGCCGAGGCUGAACUGGGAGGCCUCGACAUGCUGAUUCUUAACCACGUUGGCAAGUCGUACUUCAAUUACUUUGAUGGGGAUGUUGGACACGUCCAGAAGCUCCUGAACAUCAACUUCCUGAGCUAUGUAGCCAUGACAGUCUCUGCCCUGCCCAUGCUGAAGCGGAGCGGGGGUAGCAUCGUGGUGGUCUCCUCCAUGGCAGGUAAAGUUGGGUUUCCCUUUACGGUCCCUUACUCUGCAACUAAGUUUGCCCUGGAUGGAUUUUUCAGCUCCCUGAGGCAGGAAUUCAGCAUCCAGAGCGUUAACGUUUCCAUCACACUCUGCAUCCUUGGCUUCAUUGACACUGGUAAGCUCCAUCCGUGCCAUCUGGCUGCCCAGAAACUGAGCAUCACAUGCCCAGCUUUGUGCCCUCCCCUCCUGUGCCCCCACCUCCAGUGCUGCUUUUCCUGCUGUAGUGGGAGUGAGUGCAGCAUCACCUCUGCUCUCAGCAGGCUCCUACCUCUCUUCCACCAAAAAACAGACUCCAGACUGAUUUGUUUCCCUGUGCUGUGCUCAGAGAACGCCAUGCGUGCGGCCGCCGACGUUCUCCUGAUGUCCCCGGCUCCCAAAGAGGAAUGCGCCCUGGAGAUCAUCAAAGGAGGAACCCUGCGUCAGCGCGAGGUCUAUUACCGCUACGCAUCCACCAAACUGCCGCUGCUGCUGCGGGAUUGGGCCGCCGAACUGCUGGACCUGCUGGUGCGGCAGCGGUACCGACCCGAGCGGCUGCGGGCGGCCUGAGGGAUGCCACCGCCGGGCCGACAGCCGCCUCUGCUGGCCGCAGCCGUGCUUGCAGCCCUCCCUCGUCAGUUAAGCUUUAAUAACCGCCUCGCCCCCGAGAGGAGCCGGCUGGGAUCCCCGGCUGAGCUGCGGAUUCCUGCAGGUGCGCCCUUCCUGCUUGGAAGCCGUCCUGAUUGGAGCCUUUCCCCAAAGCUGGGGAAAGUAGUAACUAAGUGUUAAGUGCAGCUUACUAACCUUGUUGUGUGCUCUGUGGAUUUUUGUUGUUGUUUUGGUUUUAAUCUCUUUUUCCAUUACUAAACGCUGCUGCGAAUGGGCAUCGUUCCACGGACCCGCCUUUCUUUAAUUAUUGAAUGCUGCAAUAAACCAUUAUCUCAUUGGAA
Lagopus leucura (white-tailed ptarmigan) is the source of this 1711-nucleotide messenger RNA. RefSeq names its product corticosteroid 11-beta-dehydrogenase isozyme 1-like. Gene Ontology annotation, cellular component: intracellular membrane-bounded organelle; endoplasmic reticulum membrane. Lineage: Eukaryota; Metazoa; Chordata; Aves; Galliformes; Phasianidae. Bases 240 to 1331 code for a protein of 363 amino acids. The record is from RefSeq and is a predicted model, not a curated record. The transcript has 6 exons. Gene Ontology annotation, biological process: steroid catabolic process. Gene Ontology annotation, molecular function: 11-beta-hydroxysteroid dehydrogenase (NADP+) activity; steroid binding.